UGGGUACAACACCGAAAGCAAUAUCCUCAACUAUCUAAAAUGGCGCUUGAUCUGCUGGCGUGCCCGGCCAUGUCAUCUAACUGUGAGAGGACGUUCUCCACGACGGGGUGGGCCAUGGGGAUACGCAGAUCCAGGCUCCAUGGGGACACGGUAGAGUCUAUAGAGUGCCUCCGCAGUUGGCAGAAGGCAGGGCUU
Aplosporella prunicola CBS 121167 is the source of this 195-nucleotide messenger RNA. RefSeq lists its product as uncharacterized. NCBI's taxonomy places the organism in Eukaryota, Fungi, Ascomycota, Dothideomycetes, Botryosphaeriales, Aplosporellaceae. Gene Ontology annotation, molecular function: protein dimerization activity. The annotation marks the transcript as partial. The record is from RefSeq and is a predicted model, not a curated record. The transcript has a single exon.